Molecule: messenger RNA, 8001 nt
Organism: Mirounga angustirostris (Northern elephant seal)
Lineage: Eukaryota; Metazoa; Chordata; Mammalia; Carnivora; Phocidae
Gene: MPHOSPH9
Product: M-phase phosphoprotein 9
Exons: 25
Coding region: 683-4240 (1185 amino acids)
Cellular component (GO): centriole
Source: RefSeq, a predicted model, not a curated record
CACGCUCCCUCGAGUUUAACGGUCGCGAGAGGCCGCUCGCCCGACCCUGACAUCGGCUGUGGGAGCAGCGGCCAGGUGUCGUGGGGACGAAGAGCGUGACAUUUCGUUACCGGGAAAUAUAAAAAUGGCUCUGUGCUUAUAUCCAUUGUCCAUCGAGUUUUGUUUUAUAUUGUGUGUGUAUGUGUGUGUGUUUGUUUGUUUUUAAUUUUGCAUUUAGGUCGGGGGUUUCUGCCCCCUUCCUUCGUUCCCUCCCCUCACCCCCCACCCCUCCACUGGAGAAGCAUCUUUGCCUCUCAGGUGGUUUUUCCAUCUGCAUGUUCUGCAUCCGGAUUACCUCGGCGGGGGGAAAUAAUAGAUGGGAUUGCAGAUCCACGUCCGUGGAGAGUUUGUGUUUCCCCGGAGAAGAGCAGGGUGAUUUGAAUCCAGCUAUUUUCGUUGCCACUUGGAAGGUGCAGCCCCAGACUUUUUCAAUACCACAUUUGUCGUUGGCUAUGGGCUGAGCCCCUGGGGAGAAAUCCAUUUAGACUCUCUUGGGAGCUUAGGAUAUUUCACAGUUCUGAAUGUUAGCAUCUGAAAAUGCCUGUAGACGAUGAAGCAUCUGAAGAUGACUCGGAUUCAGUUUCUUCAAACAUUGAAAGAACCUACAUUCUCAAAUAAGAGAGUAUAACAAUUUCUGUACACUAUGGAAGAUAUUGAUUUGGUGAAACCCUUACGAAAAACUUCAUCUUCUGUAGAAUCUGAUAUAAAAAAUUCUCCCCAUUCUUUUGGACUGAACUUAAAUACUAAUAGAAGUAGUCCCCACCUUAGUACAAAUGGGGUAUCCUCUUUCUCAGGGAAGACCAGACCAUCUGUAAUUCAAGGUACAGUUGAAGUCCUAACCUCUUUAAUGCAAGAGCUACAAAACAGUGGAAGGACUGAUUCGGAACUUUGGAAAAACUGUGAGACCAGGUGGUUACAACUAUUCAAUUUGGUGGAAAAACAAUGCCAACAACAGAUAGUUGCCCAGCAGGAACAGUUCCACAACCAAAUUCAACGAAUACAGGAGGAGAUAAAAAAUUUAGUCAAGUUACAGACCAGUAAUACUUCCUGGGCUUCCUCCGAUAGUUCUUUAAGCAAACAGUUAUCUUCAGAAAGUCAAAUGGGUUUUUUUUCUGAAAACAGUGAGAGAAAUGAACCUAUUAUCAGUUAUCCUAAGUCUACAGAACCCGAAAUGCAGCAAGAAACGUCCACGUCACAACCAGACUGCAAUGUGGAUAGUAGCUCAGUGAGCAGUGGGUAUGGUACCUUUUGUGUCUCUGAAUUAAAUGCCUACAAAUCUAAGGACCCUCAGGAGUUCAUGGAGCACACAGAAGUUUCUGAAGGACAGUUUGGAGCGCCUUUGGGGCAGACGGAGUCACUUGUAGAUGGUGUAAAAAACAAGAGUUUUCAUAUACAUACCACUGAAGAGUUUUGCGCAUCUGUAAAGGAAGAUAUUUCCAUUUUUCCUGGUGAAUUUGAACACCAUUUUCUUGGCGAAAAUAAGAUUUCAGAAGUAUACAGUGGAAAAACAAACAGUAAAUCUAUAACAUCAUGGGCACAAAAGCUGAAGCAGAACCAACCAAAGAGAGCACUUACAGAAGACGAGUGUUCAGAAUCUAUGCAAGGAAAUGAGCAAGCCAAGAAGUCACCAGUUGAGAAAUCUAAUUUCACUGCUGCUAAGCAGCCUCAUGCUUUUUACCUCAAUAAACCAGAUGAGAGUCCAAAUUCUUGGAUGUCUGAUUCAGGAACAGGACUGACUUACUGGAAGCUGGAAGAGAAGGACAUGUAUCACUCUUUGCCUGAGACUUUAGAGAAGACGUUUGUACCGGCCUCCUCCACAGAUACGUCCCCAAGCCAGUCUAAUACUAGUAAUGAGAUGAAGCUACCAUCACUGAAGGAUAUUUAUCAUAAAAAACAAAGGGAAAACAAGCAGUUACCUGAGAGGAAUCUCACUUCUACUUCCAACCCAAAUCAUCCACCAGAGGUACUAACUCUAGAUCCAACGUUACACAUGAAGCCAAAUCAGCAGAUUUCAGGGAUUCAACCACAAGGCUUUUUGAAUGACCUUGAUGACAGAAUAUCCUUUUCACCAGACUCUGUUCUAGAACCUAGUAUGUCUAGUCACUCUGACAUAGACUCAUUUCCACAAGCAAGUAAUAUCGCUUCUCAGUUAUCUGGAUUCCCAAAAUAUCCUUCAAAUACAAAAGCUUCACCAGUGGACUCUUGGAAAAAUCAUGGGUUCCAAAAUGAAAGUAGGACCAGUUCCACGUAUCCUUCAGUUUAUACUAUUACUAGUAAUGACAUCUCGGUCAACACUAUAGAUGAAGAAAACACUGUCAUGGUAACCUCAGCCUCAGUCAGUCAGUCCCAGCUUCCAGGGACAGUCAACAGUGUCCCAGAAUGCAUUUCCUUGGCUUCCCUGGAAGAUCCUGUGAUAUUGUCCAAAAUUAGGCAGAACCUGAAGGAAAAGCAUGCUCGACACAUAGCGGAUCUUCGAGCUUAUUAUGAAUCAGAAAUAAAUAGUUUGAAACAGAAACUGGAGGCAAAGGAAAUUUCUGCAGUUGAAGAUUGGAAGAAAACCAACCAAAUUCUUGUAGACAGAUGUGGCCAUUUAGAUAGUGCUCUGAAUGAAGCUACCAGUCGUGUGAGAACACUUGAAAAUAAGAAUAACUUACUGGAAAUAGAAGUCAGUGAUUUCAGAGAACGCUUCAAUGCAGCCAGCAGUGCUUCCAAAAUUUUGCAGGAACGGAUUGAGGAAAUGAGAAUAAGUAAUAAAGAAAAAGACAAUACCAUCAUUCGACUAAAAUCUCGACUGCAGGAUUUAGAAGAAGCAUUUGAGAAUGCUUACAAACUCUCAGAUGAUAAAGAAGCGAGACUGAAACAAGAAAACAAAAUGUUUCAAGAUCUCUUAGGAGAAUAUGAGUCCCUUGGAAAAGAACACGAAAGAGUAAAGGAUACAUUAAAUACAACUGAGAACAAAUUGCUUGAUGCACAUACUCAGAUUUCUGAUUUGAAAAGAACAAUUUCAAAACUUGAAGCUCAGGUCAAGCAAGUAGAGCAUGAAAAUAUGUUAAGUCUUCGCCAUAGUUCUAAAACUCCCAUGAGAUCCUCACGUGCCAACACGCUGGCCACCUCCGACGUCAGCAGGCGCAAGUGGCUGAUACCAGGAGCGGAGUAUUCCAUCUUUACUGGCCAGCCUUUGGACACCCAGGAUAACAGAGUGGAUAACCAGCUAGGGGAAACCUGUGCUCCCGGGUACCAUUCUCCUCCGGAAAAGGAUUCUUCAUCUGAAAGUUCACCAAGAAGCUUAUUGAUAAAAAAACAAAGAGAGACUUCAGAUACACCAAUCAUGAAAGCUUUAAAAGAACUCGAUGAAGGAAAAAUAUUUAAAAAUUGGGGCACACAGACAGAGAAAGAGGACACCUCAAAUAAAUUAGCGAAUCCUCGGCAAACUGAAACGUCAGUCAGUGCAAGUCGGUCCCCAGAGAAAUGUGCCCAACAAAGACAGAGGAGAUUUAAUUCUGCUUCACAGAGAUCCUCGUCUUUACCACCUUCAACUCGUAAAUCAAGUACUCCAACAAAAAGAGAGAUUAUGUUAACACCAGUGACUGUGGCUUAUAGUCCAAAGCGAUCCCCUAAAGAAAAUUUGUCCCCAGGAUUUAGUCAUCUACUGAGCAAAAAUGAAAGCAGUCCAACUCGAUUUGAUAUACUUUUGGAUGAUUUAGAUACUGUUCCUGUGUCUGCAUUACAACGUACCAAUCCAAGAAAACAACUCCAGUUUCUUCCUCUAGAUGACUCGGAAGAAAAAAAAUACUCAGAAACAGCCACCGACAUCCGGGCUAAUCACAGCUCUUCUCCCGGACUGCUGCCACAUGGAAGGAAGGAAGUGUCUGUGAGACCAGCCUGGGAGAAGAAUAAGUCAGUUAGCUAUGAACGGUGUGAGCCCGCGUCGGUAGCCCCACAUGGUAAUGAUUUUGAGUAUACAGCAAAAAUUAGGACCCUAGCUGAAACGGAACGGUUUUUUGAUGAACUUACAAAAGAAAAAGACCAGAUUGAGGCAGCACUAAGUCGAAUGCCUUCUACUGGAGGACGAAUCACUUUGCAGACAAGAUUAAACCAGGAAGCCUUGGAAGAUCGUUUGGAAAGGAUUAAUCGAGAACUGGGCUCAGUUCGAAUGACAUUAAAGAAAUUUCAUGUUUUGCGCACCUCUGCAAAUCUCUGAGAUUUGUAGCCAUUAAAUUUUGAGACGUUUUUGUUUGCACUAAUGUAUAAUUAUGCACUCAGAAAAGGCAAACUAUUUUGUACUGUUUAUAAGCCUUCAAAUAGUAGUUUUACAAUCAUGCUAUUCUUUACACUUACUGUUUUAUACUUCAAAUGGCCACAUAUUUUCAAGAUAUUUUUGUUAUGCUCAGGAAUCUCUUGUAUAUUUUACUAUUUAAAAAGUAUUAUUUUUAAAUAGUGUAAGUCUCCAGUUUAUAUCAAUAGUAAGGAAAUGUAAACAGGGGAGGCAGCUUGUUUCUAAACACAUAGUGUUAUCCUUUUACAAUUACCUUUGCACACUAAUUUUAUAUACUUGUUCUACCUUGUGAAUAUGAUUGUUUUUUUAAAUAAAUGCUUAAGAAUAGCUUCUAUAAUAAUAGACUAAUACAUGCUGAAUGCAAAAAAAAAAAAUGCAGCAUACCCUGGAUUUUAGUUGUGUUGGGAUUUUUUUUUUUAAUGGUAAUGCAGUUCCUGUUAGGAACACGUCUUAGAGUGAAUAUUAGAAUAGUAAUAAUGGAAAUAUUGGAAAUAAUGGAAUAUUGGAAAGCUUUGGAAACUAUGAAUAACUCCUUUUGUUUCCCUUGAACUUUAUUGUCUGUAAGGAAGGAAAAAUGAGAGUUGUAAUUCUCUAAUGUCGUAUAUGUAGUACUUCUCAGAAAACGGUAAGCAGUUGGGGAGCUGUAGCUUUGCACUCAGCAUUCCGAGUGGAACUGUGUCCCUGCUGUGGCCAUAAGUUGAUGGAUGAAGCUUUGAUGGAAGACAGACCACCACCCAGUGAGGUGGUUUCCUCCGGGUACAUGGCUUCAGCCGUCAGUCACCAUGCAGAUGUAUUUAACCCUGCUGCGCUCCUCUUCCCCUGCCAAAAAAACCUCCUGCCAUAGCAGGGGCUGUCAGAAUGCUAGGUUUAGAUUAGAGCACCCGCGCCUGCUUGUGCAUGGACACAGAAUGUGUGUAGAUGGAGCGUUGGGCCUUUGGCCAUGCUGGAGGGCUCCAGCUCCCGGCCUUGGCAGUGGCACGUGGGCAGGAGGCUGUGCUCUGAUCAGCAGCACUAGCAGGUAUAUGGUCUGACUGCUGGUCAAGUCUGGGCUGUUCCACUGCCCACUUUUCGGUGGCUGGUCGGAAUCCAGUGCCCAUAUUCCUGUACACGGUCAUAAAUAGACGCAUUCUGAACUUUCAAUAUUUAUUCCCACUGAUAAAGCUCAGGUUUUAAAGUUUGGUUUUCUUUUGAACUUUUUCUUCUUAUGUGACCCUUAGUAGCUUGUAGUUCUAAUGAGCCAAGCCAACCAUCACUCCACUAGGGUCUGUGUAUGCCUUUGAGCAGGGAUCUCAAACUAUCUUUGAGUACCCUUCACCAAAGCUUACCUGGCUGAGCUCCAGGUGUGCUGCCCAGCGGUGCUCCCUUCUCAGCUUUGCUGGGGGAGAGGGGUCCUCCAUAGGGAGGGGCCAUCUGACACCUGACUCUUGUGUUCCUAUCCAUGAGUUGAACCUUUGCUCCUGACUCCUGCCACCAGUUGAAGACCUUGGGCUAAUCACAAUUAUUCAGCAACCAAAUAAGUGCCUUUAUUCGUAGUAUUUUUUUCUAGCCUUUUUUUUUUUUUAAGUCAACUAAUUAUAGUAAAGAAUAAGUUAAUUUUAAUCAAGCUCCAGUACAGCUGUGUCAAGACCUAGUAAAGGGAUUGACUUUACCGACGGUAUUCCCUUUGUGUUCCUAUAUGUGACAUUAAAAUCUAACUUGAAAAUUACUAGGAUAUUCAUUGUUCUCUCCAUUUAUCACGAAGUCCAUCUCAAGAAUAGGAAAUUGCCAUUUCAGAAGAGAUAGUUUUAUCUUGUGAAGGAGUUAUCUUCUUAGUAGUCUCUAUUGGCUCAUUCCAAGAAAGAUCGGAAACCCCAUCAAAACCUCUUCUGUGCCUCUCAGAAGACACGCGCUUUGAUUCUUGAAACGUAUCAUAGAUUGGAAGUAGCAGUUACUUACUUAAACAUUAAAAAAACCUUUUUCUUCAUAGCUUUGAAGAGGAGAACCAAGGAAAAUCCUCUGAGCCAUCUUUCCCUUUUUUGUGCUUAAUUUACAAACAUAGAAUGCUCAGCUUAAAAACAACCCCAAAGGUGGCGAUGUUAGAAAGUAGCCGGUGUCCCUGGGAGGUGAACUAUUCCGUGUCCGGCUGGGGCUGAGCUGCUGGGGAGUAAACCUGAGUGCACCUUCCAUUUUAGGAUUAUUUCAAUGCAAAUAGAGUUUGCUCUCUCUUUUCCCUUGGUUCUGCCCCCUUCCUCUCCUUUCAGGAGCCCCCAGGCACAGUAUGUUGUCCCGCCGAUGCCGAAGGGGUGGCUAAGGGCAGAGCUGCUGGGCCGGGGAGGGAGAGCCAGGCAGACCUGGGUCAUCACCAGGCUCAGGCCUGCCCCCCUCGGCAGCAAGAGAUAAGAUGAAGCGAUAAGAAGCUUCCUUCCAUUUUAAAGGAGAUUAUGUAAAGUACCUGGUGCUUAGUAACUUUUCAACAAAAGUACACAUUUCAGAUUCAUUCUGAGUUAAUGAGGUGUUUGAAGUAGUGAUUUAGGACUUUUUAAAUAGAAAAGUAGGUUGUGCCCCCAGCAAUUGACUUAAGAAUGACCUUGGGUUGGUUGUCAUUUCUGUUAGGUGGUCUAAGAUGAUCUCUCCACUUUUUUGCAAGAAAAAUGAGAUUUGGAGUUCAAAUGAUCCUCUUCCUGGUGUGAGGUGUUUGUUUUUUACGUGACUAUUAAAACUGGUAACCUGUUGGGUAGAAGUUCAGAAGCAUCUUAAAUAGGUGAUGGGUUAUUUGAUGUAAAUAUAGGCUAUUUUCCUUAAAAAAAAAAAAAAGGUGGCCACUUAAGCAAAAUAAUGGCUCCUUUGAAUGUUCCAUAACUAGACCUCCACCGUGGGGGCCUGUAAGGUAGGACCGCAGGAAGGCCGGCACUGGGCAUCAGAAGAGCCAUAUAUAAAGAUGAGGAUUGUUUUUAGAGUUUGACGUACAACCGAACCGUGUUCCCCUCCUUAACUCUGAAAAGCCAGGUGCUUUGCUGAAUGCUAUUUAAAUUUGAAUUCUGCACUUAAAUAUGUAGUAAAAUUAGACAUUUUUGUCAUUCUAAUUUUUAUCUCAAAAGCAAUUUUCAUUACAUUUUAAUGUGCCACUUGGGCUGUGAGGCUUUAAGAAGCUUUAAAAAAUAAGUGCAUACCUAGCACCCCUUAAGAAUCCUACAGGUAAAUCAUGUUUACCCGUCAUGAGAGUGUGUGUGGUCAUGAGAUGUACAGGUCUGAUUAAACCAAUUAUAUUGCACACAUUCUGCAGGAGAUAAUUUUUUGCCAAGAGUUCUGCGGCAGUUUGAUAAUAGAUUAAACUACACCAGUAUUCUUAGGACCUUAGAAGCUUUCUCCUUCCGAUUUAUGUUUUAUUUCAAUAGAUGCCUCUCAGAUAGGAGGAAUCAAGCCAUAAAUUUGCAUUUGCUGGACAUGAUAUACCAUGUCAUCGCUGUGACUACAGACUUCAAAGAUAAUUGUCUUACUCACCAUUGCACUGUAACAGUGACCAAAUAUAAUGUGAAACACUUGCUUCCUGCAGUGCUGCUGAUAGGCAAAGACAAGUGCUUGCUGCAGGUGUUUUUAACUCUAGGCAAGUAUGGGAGUCAUGGAAUUGUAAGCUCUGUCAGAGCAGGGACCCUCAUGUCUUCAUUCUUGUAUACAGGCACUCAAUAAAUAUCUGUGGAUAUGAACUA